This is a messenger RNA of Hemicordylus capensis (graceful crag lizard), 781 nucleotides long. RefSeq names its product ribosomal protein L13a (gene RPL13A). Gene Ontology annotation, molecular function: mRNA binding; structural constituent of ribosome. Gene Ontology annotation, biological process: translation; negative regulation of translation. NCBI's taxonomy places the organism in Eukaryota, Metazoa, Chordata, Lepidosauria, Squamata, Cordylidae. Gene Ontology annotation, cellular component: cytosolic large ribosomal subunit; ribosome. The transcript has 8 exons. Bases 130 to 741 code for a protein of 203 amino acids. The record is from RefSeq and is a predicted model, not a curated record.
AAAAGUAGUCUUACCGACGUCAUUUCCGCCCCUGCGUUUGUCGCUCUUUUCUUUAAGCAGCCGGAAAGGGUAACCCCGCAGCGUGCGGUGGGCGGAGCCUCUUUCCCGUGCGGCCGCCAAGAAGCAGCCAUGGUGGAGCCGAAGGUAUUGGUGAUUGAUGGACGUGGCCACCUGCUGGGUCGCCUGGCAGCCAUGGUGGCUAAGCAAGUCUUGUUGGGGCGCAAAGUCGUGGUAGUGCGAUGUGAAGGGAUCAAUAUCUCUGGCAACUUCUACCGUAACAAAUUGAAAUACCUUGCCUUCCUGCGCAAGCGUAUGAACACAAACCCCUCCCGUGGCCCUUACCACUUCCGUGCACCCAGCCGAAUCUUCUGGAGGACAGUUCGAGGAAUGCUCCCACAUAAGACCAAACGCGGUCAGGCUGCCUUGGAGAGGCUGAAGGUUUUUGAUGGCAUUCCCCCUCCUUACGAUAAGCGCAAGAGGAUGGUGGUCCCUGCAGCUCUGAAAGUGGUCCGCCUCAAGCCUACGCGCAAGUUUGCUUAUUUGGGUCGCCUGGCCCAUGAAGUUGGCUGGAAGUACCAGGCCAUCACAGCUACCCUGGAAGAGAAACGUAAGGCGAAAGCCAAGCUCCAUUACUCCAAGAAGAAGAAGCUGAUGAAACUGCGGAAGCAGGCAGAGAAGAACGUGGAGGGCAAGAUAGCGAAAUACACAGACAUCCUGAAGCAGUAUGGCAUCCUGGUUUAAAUCACACACAGGCUUGGUUCAUAAUAAAGAAUAGUUUACA